Molecule: messenger RNA, 2652 nt
Organism: Mizuhopecten yessoensis (Yesso scallop)
Lineage: Eukaryota; Metazoa; Mollusca; Bivalvia; Pectinida; Pectinidae
Exons: 3
Source: RefSeq, a predicted model, not a curated record
AGAUUUUCGGUGAUCACGAGGAAUGAUUAGGGUUUCGCAUUAAGUCUGGCUAGGAUCAGUUACACGCUCGGACGGACACAGGUAUGACGUCUUCUGCAUGGCUCAGGAAUAUUGCCGUCAUUGUUUUGAUUGGAUGUUGUUCCUGCAAGGUCGUAUUGAUCACAGACCAUCGAAAUGGAAUGAGAGAAAAAGGCCGCCAAAAAGAAGUCUUCUCAAAACAACGCCAGUCUAAGGUAUGGAUGCCUGCGAGUCUUCGUUCCCGUGCUGAUAUUUCAGAACUGGGUUUAAUAGGACGCGGUACAAAUGGCCAGAUCUUCGGAACCCUUCUUUCUGACACCAAUGACGGCCCAUCUGCUCCACAGCAGAGUAUUGAGAACUUUAUCGACAGCUUCAGUACCCUUUUCCGCCCAACACCUUUACAACAAUCUAGCAUACCGAACACAGGGGACAACGCCGUUGCUGGGGGUGAUAUUAACUUCAGGCAAGGCGAAAUUACUUCGCCACGCUCUGGCGCAAGUAACAUCGUUUCUACGGCCAACACGGUCAGUAUGGCAAGAGCAUUUCCUGGUCAAAGAGGGUUUUCUGCUCUCUCAACUGAUUUUAUGAAUGGCACACAUGUACGGAUUGCAGGGAUGAUGCCUUCCCUUGGUCUCAGUGGGACAGCCAACACAAUGCCCGACACGAUUGGUUUCGAUGACACCAGGUCAACAACAGCCUUAUUAGGACAAAGAGACGGAUUUGCUGAUGAUGGUUCAUUAUUUGACGUCACUCAAGGUCAGGAUGUAGGCGGACCUGUAGCAACCGGUGGAAAUGAUGACACAUUUAUUAGCAAUCAAGGGGUGAGAAUGACUACUGGAAUAUCUUUGGGACAAAGUCGCCCUUCUCUACGUAUCGGAGAUGACAUGCGUUUUAGCCGGGUCCAAGAUUUCGGCGAGAUGACUGAACAACGCGACAGCAGUUCUGGCAUGCGAGGUAGCAGCAUAGAUGACAUAAAUUCGUUGUUCAACGCUAGAAUAGAUGGUUCAACAGGACCAAUUACUGGACAAAAUGGUGACAUUGUCUCAGAAGAUGUCGGUGUUGGUUUAUCUACUCGCAACCAAGACAGACCCACCCAGGUGUCAACACUUCGUACUGAUGAUACCAACGUAGGAAGUGUGAGCGCUUCAUCUCUUGGGAACAGUCUUAUUUCUAAUCUCCUUUCUAGAAUUUUCAGUACCCCUUCUAUGAACAAUGAUGAGUCGCUAACCGAAAUUGGAAAUGCCCUUGAUAGUAUGGCUGCUUCUGAAAGUGAUGUUGGUGGAGCUCAACUGCUAACCCAAACGGCAAAUAACGGAAUCACGGACAGUGCUCAGAUAACGACAGGUGGUCAAAGAGGAGCGACGGUAGGUUUUACCAAAUUUGAAGGUGCAAAUACUGAUGUGCUGAUUGGCUCAAAAGGUAUGAGGGCAUUCUCCCAAAAAAGUGAAUUUCAAAACGCCCAGGAUGACAGAACGAAGCUAAAUAACCAAUUAGCAAGAAGCCAGCGCAUUGACGAUGGAAAUAUAGGCCAAACUGCAAAAAAAGUAAUGCUGUCAGGUAACCAACCUCAAGCUAGGAAACUGCCCGGCAAGCCUUUAGGCAAAGGUAGUAGAUUAGAUUCUAGGAAAGGCAGCCGCAUGAUGUUUCCAUCGAAGACCCGCCUCUCUAGUAAUACAGCAAAAUCUCGAAAAAUAAUUGGCAGAAAACUCAAGACUGAUACUGUUGAUUCUAGGGACAUUGACUCGACAAGAACACAAUUCAAAUCCCGUGGUCCUUACAUGGUGUUCCAAACAAGCAAGCCAUCUAACGUUAAACCUGGUGGCUCAAUCAGUUCACCUGGCGUCCCAUCUACUGCAUUUAUACCAAGUAGUGCUAAUAGCUCACUCAGACGAAUACGACCUUCGUUCAGUGGAGCAACAGGCAGGCGUAAUCUAGUUUCUGGAAAUCAAGCUAGGAGAACAGCCAGCCAAACUCCUCCAUUAGUCACUGCGUCUCAAUUUCGUACUGGUGGAUCUGGCAAUGACGAUAGAUCGAGAAUGUUAGGUGCUUCAGGAUCCAACCCAAACUUCUCUCAAUCGGGAAUUCCAAGAAAUAGUUUGAGACAAAACCAAGGAAAUACAGCAAGUGUUUCAUCUGGUGCUUCAAGUGCUCAGAUUGGAAAUGCCCAAAGCUCCAACAGAAGGGGUGCGGCCAGCAUCUCUUCAUUGUCAGGUAGUGACAGAAGACCGUCAAUUCCAGUUAGAGUAUUUAUGAUUCUUCCAAACAGUGCGAGUGGAUCGAGCACUGGACCGUCUGGAGUGACAUUUAAUCCCUCUGCCAUUGGGAAAUCAAGAACGAAACAGACCCACAGGUUUAAAGCAAAUCUUGAGUCUCCCUUCGCGUUACCCAGCGUCUCAAUGGGAAGUACUUCCAAUUUUGGCGGGUCGGGCUUACCUGUUAGAGGUAGUGUUAUACCGAGCGGCAGGUCGUUACCCACGUCGUUCGGAAGGGGAGGUAGUAUUAGAAGUACUGGUUCCUUUUCUCGAAGGCUUCCAGUAGGCGGAAAUGGAAGAAUCGGGACCAACUUUGGUCCGAAUCGGUUCAUAUCUGGUGUACAAAAGGGGACAUUUCAAGGCCGCAUGAAUACCUCAGCAG